Cyphellophora attinorum is the source of this 2421-nucleotide messenger RNA. RefSeq names its product Chaperone protein DnaJ. Gene Ontology annotation, molecular function: DNA-binding transcription factor activity, RNA polymerase II-specific; zinc ion binding. NCBI's taxonomy places the organism in Eukaryota, Fungi, Ascomycota, Eurotiomycetes, Chaetothyriales, Cyphellophoraceae. Gene Ontology annotation, biological process: regulation of DNA-templated transcription. The record is from RefSeq and is a predicted model, not a curated record. The transcript has 2 exons. The coding region runs from base 1 to 2421 and encodes 806 amino acids.
AUGACCGCCACCCAUGAGCAAAGUGCUCCUGCUCGAACUCGGGUCCUCGGCCAGAAACAGAGCAAGUACGGCUGUAUCACUUGCAAGAAACGGAAGGUGCGGUGCGAUGAAACGAUUCCGGCGUGCCUUACAUGCGUUAAGUCUGGUCGAGAAUGCGCAGGCUACAAGCGUAUCUCAAAGCUGCAACAUGCUGCAUAUCAAGAUCUUGUGGUCUUAGAGCAACCGAGUAUCUCCCCGAACGGCUCUGCGACUGCCCAGCCUAUGAUACGGCUCGUCAUAGAUUGCCUGUCGUCGGAUCCUCAUCGGCUAUAUAACCAAGCGUCCGGAGAAAUUUUCCAGACUAUACUGCCUCAGCUUGCCGCGACAUGGCCAUGUGUUAGCGCUUCAGCAGCAGCCCUUGGUGCCGCCUACGACUUCUCCGUGCUCCGUCAAGAUCGAGCUGAUGGCAGUGCUGUGGCAACGAAGUACUACCUGGAGGCACUUCGGCAGAUCCAGGAGGAGUUGAAACAGAGUGAUGCAUCAAUAGUGCCUCUGCUUUUGGCUGCGGCACUGUUGGCUGCGGCCGAGAGCGUCCAGGAGCAACAGCAUUUGGCCUUCAAUCAUGUAUCAGGAGCCUUCUGCAUGGUGCAUCUCAGGACUCUGGGACGUGGUGUGCUGACGAAACCCGCACGGCUGACCGAAGGCCUGGAGCCUCUCAUCACCAUGUAUGGCGAGCUCGAUCAGCAUAUUUCGUCCUGGUCAUGGGGUCGAAUACCUGGGUUUCCACCGAUGCCAGUGCCACCACGCUUGCAGGAUCUACGAACGAUUGAAGAUCUCAUCGAAAUGCAGCCAAUCUUGCAGCAGCACUGUUUGCAUCUGAUCGGAAACGCAGCACAUUCAAUACCUGAUGCGAAGCAGAUUUGUGUCCGGCACGAGUUGUUCAGCCAGCAGCACGACUUAGUCGCAGGCCUCAGACGAUGGCUAAGUGCUUGGCUCAACCUUGUUGACAAUUCACACGCAAGUGUCUCCCUAAGCAGUUUGCGACAUUUACAGAUUCUUCGGAUCCAGAUGCUGAACAUAUACAUCGCCACAUCCAACAUGAAGCCGUCAUGUCAGACCUCAUACGACGUAUACGCUCCUGAUUUUGAGGAGAUCAUUGCGUUGGCUGAACAGAUUUUGCAAUCAAGCUCCGAGAGCACGAGUUCCGGUUCUUCUCCAAGCACAAGCGCAAGUUCUUCAACUAUGUCAACGCCUUUUGCGCUUGUGCCAGGAGUAAUCCCGGCAUUGAGCUUCACCGCACGCAAAUAUCGGGCGCCGAUUGCUCGCCGCACUGCGCUCAGACUGCUGUCACGAGCUGGAAUUGAAGGACCCUUUCACGCGUCAUUCGAGGCUCGAGUGGCUGCGCACUUGAUUGCAUUUGAGGAGCAAGCGCACUUCCUUGACCCUCCAUUAUCUGUGUUUGACGAUGCAUUCAACUCGCCAACCACACCUGGCGAGCCUCUGUACGCGGUACACCACCGCCGAAUCCGUGUCAUCGUCCUUUGCCUCUACCUGAUCUACACCCUCACGCAGGCGCUGUACGAUGUCAAAGUGGCUGGCGACUUCUACACUCUCCUCGGCGUCACGCCCUCGAGUCCCGAACGCGAGGUCAAGUCCAAGUUCCGUCGCCUUGCCGCCAUUUUUCACCCAGACAAGGUCCGCGACGAACAGCAGGCGGCGGAGGGGGCAUUCGUUAAGCUGAAAUUGGCGCAAGACACAAUCCUCGAUCCCGCAAAGCGGUUCGCAUACGACCGCUUCGGCCCUGCCGUUGUAAGCCAGAACAGGCCGGGCCUCAAGACGACGACAGACUAUGUGUAUCUGGGGCUACGAAGCAAAUUGCCAGAGUAUAUCGGAAACGCAGUCGUGCUGGUCGUGCUCAACUAUGUCUGGCUGAGCAAAUGGGGCCAGUUCUGGCGGUACUAUGCUGUUGCGGUCAUGGCCUUCCUCGAGCUGUACUUCCUCACGCAUACGUUCACUCCCCCGCCUGCAAUGGCGAGGGCAAGUGCAGCUGCCUGCGCGCUGUUUCCUCAGCUGCUGCCACACCAUUUGCUGCCUUUUCAGAUCCUGGCAGUCGCUAGGAAGCUGUCCAUGUCGCUGAAUAUCUUCAUUUCUCAAUUGGCACCACCGUCAGCCAAGGUCGCUGCGGAUCCAAGUCAGCAGAUUCUGCAGCAGGUGGCUCAGUUGAGCAAUAUUGCGACGCGAGUCGAUGAGGAGGCCACUGGACUGCUAAGACUGCAAAUGGCACCAUUCCAGGGCAGUCCUCGGGAAGUGCAUAUCUUACGAGACGGCAUGCGCGAAAGUCUGAUCGCCAAUGCUGUUCAAUCAAGUGAUGGUGUCCGACAAGCAGUACAGGAAGCGCAGAUCAGGCGGCGGGCUGCUGCUGCUGCUGAAGUCGACCGAUGA